AUCAAAACAUUGUGGAGGUUACGAACAAAAUUAAGCGGUGAUAGCCUAGUUGGCUGUGGAACGAACUGCCGACAAGAAUGUCUGUUUCAAAAUCCAACGUUCCUUACAGUAACUCGCGGAGUGUGGUACUCAAAAUGGAAUCGUUACCUUGCAAUCCAAUUUUGAAGUUUAAACCAGAUACAUUGGAUGUUAUUCGUAAAAGCUUUAAUCUAGAUCAGAGAGAACUAAAUGAAGCAAUCGACAGAUUUGAAGAAUGGCUUAAUAAACAGGAGCAUUUUGUAAAAAAGGACUUUUCUCGUGACUACAUAGAAAGAACAAUUAUUCAAGGCAAAGGUUCCGUAGAGAAAGCUAAAUCGCAAAUGGACAAGUUGUGCACACUAAAGACAUUGCUACCAAAGUUUUUCAAGAACUGCGAUAUAAAAACUGAAUUUAAGGAUAUUUCCCAGAUUGCCUGGCUUAUCCCCCUUCCGAAGAUGACUGAAGAUUACUGCAGAGUGUACAUAGUGAAGAUCAAUUCGAAAGAGUUCACGUCGGCACAUUUUAUGGAGUACUAUCGGUUUAAUAUUGUCCUUUACGAAUACCUGAAGGCGACCGAUUACGUGAAGGGUUUCAUCGUCAUCCAUGACUGGAGAGAUCUAAAUUGUCUAGAUCUAGUCACUAAAAUGAACGUGAUUGAACUGCAGCAGUUCAUGACAAUAUUAAUGGAAGGUUAUAAGGCAACAAUACAUGGAAUACAUAUAAUAACAGAAUCCAAAGUAAUAGAUCUGUUUACUUCAACGCUAAAGCAGAUUUUAUCGCCCAAAAUGGCGGCGAGAGUACACGUAUAUACAAAUAUAGAGAGCCUUUACAAUAUCGUGGAGAAGGAUAUACUGCCCGUGGAAUAUGGAGGGAAGGAAGUGUCAGUUGAGGAGUUGAACAAGAAAUGGAUGGAGAUAAUAAGCACUGAAGAACACACAGCGUAUAUGAAAGAAAUGAAUGGCGCAUGCACAGAUGAAUCACGAAGAUCAAAGUUAGAUUUCAACAACGAAUAUAUAGGAAUGCCUGGAACAUUCAGAACCCUAACUGUAGAUUAGUAUUUUUUAUUGCUUUGGUUAGCGACGAUAGCCUAGUUGGUUGUGGAACGGACUGCCGAGACAAAUGU
This is a messenger RNA of Manduca sexta (tobacco hornworm), 1141 nucleotides long. RefSeq lists its product as uncharacterized. Gene Ontology annotation, cellular component: membrane. NCBI's taxonomy places the organism in Eukaryota, Metazoa, Arthropoda, Insecta, Lepidoptera, Sphingidae. The transcript is spliced from 7 exons. Gene Ontology annotation, molecular function: phosphatidylinositol bisphosphate binding. The record is from RefSeq and is a predicted model, not a curated record. Bases 78 to 1073 code for a protein of 331 amino acids.